ACAGAUCUAGAUAUAAGACAACAUGUAGACACAUUUAUUGCAGCUGGUGAAGACAGUUCCGCCGGGGUUAUUAUGUUAUGUUUGAUAACCGUGGGUUCUUAUCCACAAGUGCAAAAAGAGAUACACAAAGAGUUAAAACAGAUUUUCGGUGAUGAAGACAGAGAUGUGACGAAAGAAGACCUUUCAAAACUAGUUUACUUAGAGGCAGUAAUAAAAGAGACAAUGCGUUUUUACCCAAUAGUACCCAUCAUAGCAAGAGAUCUGGAUAAAGACAUCAAAUUAAGUAACUGCACUUUAUCGAAAGGUCGCUCUGUAGUUUUAUCGAUCUAUGGAAUACAUCGACAUCCAAUGUGGGGUCCAGACGCUGAUGAGUUUAGACCGGAACGAUGGCUUGACCUUCCAUCAAAUUAUCAAAAGUAUUUUGCUGCUUUUAGUUUGGGUCGCAGAUUGUCAUUCAUAUUUAGUAGUACAAGCAUCACCGACAGUUGUUGGAUACUUACAUUGGUUAGAUUCGAGAUGUUUCUGUUAAUAUUGCUGUGGACGUUGGUAUUUCUAUUGUGGAUAUGGUCAAGAAGAUAUAAAAAUAAAGAUGAGCCACCAACAUUGCUUAAUUUAGGCUGGAGAAAACUAUACCAAUUUACAGAAGAUACUGAAGGUUUCUGGAGUCUCAUAAAAGAAAUAAGCAGAGAGUGUCAAAAACAAGAUGGAGUUAUAAAAGUGACUAUAGGUCCUAAAACCAUAUAUGUUCUAACAGACCCUGAAGAUAGUUUGACUGUGUCAAAUGCGUGCUUACAAAAGGAUAGCGUUUAUGACUUCGCAAAAAACUGGAUUGGAAAUGGCCUCAUCACUGCGUCUUUACCUAUUUGGAAAAUACAUCGAAAAGUAUUAGAUCCACUCUUCAGUGCUCGUCUAUUGAAUAACUUUAUGGAGGUAUUCAACAAUCUUUCGCGUGUGCUCAUCAAAAAUCUAGAAGUAGAAGUUGAGAAAGGACCCUUUGAUCCCUAUGUUUAUUCGAGACGGCACACUUUGGAAAUAAUAUGUAUGGCUUCUUUUGGAAAGAAAUUAAUGGAAAACAUUGAAUCUAAAAAUAAAUACAUGAGGAAGGUAGAAGAAAUAUUGAAUAUUUAUGCAUCUAGAUUACAGGUUUUCUAUUUACAUAAUAACUUUUUGUAUAGUUUUUCAAGUUUAAAGAAAAGAGAAGACGAAUACAUUGAAACACUGAGUAAUAUUACAAGCACAGUUCUCAAUGAAAUCAAAACAAGCUUUAAAUCGGAAAAGUCUUUGAAUACGGAAGAAGUAAAAAAAGAAGGGUUCGAAUUUGAACCAUUUGCAGAAACUCUUUUGAAAAUUUGUGAGAAUAAUACGCAAUUCACUGAUCAGGAUAUAAGACAACAUGUAGAUACAUUUAUUGCAGCUGGUGAAGACACUUCCGCCGGGGUUAUUAUGUUAUGUUUGAUAACCGUGGGUUCUUAUCCACAAGUGCAAAAAGAGGUACACAAAGAGUUAAAACAGAUUUUUGGUGAUGAAGACAGAGAUGUGACGAAAGAAGACCUUUCAAAACUAGUUUACUUAGAGGCAGUAAUAAAAGAGACAAUGCGUUUUUACCCAAUAGUACCUAUCGUAGCACGAGAUCUGGAUAAAGAUAUCAAAUUAAGUAACUGCACUUUAUCAAAAGGUCGUUCUGCAGUUUUAUCGAUCUAUGGAAUACAUCGACAUCCAAUGUGGGGUCCAGACGUUGAUGAGUUUAGACCGGAACGAUGGCUUGACCUUCCAUUAAAUUAUCAAAAGUAUUUUGCUGCUUUUAGUUUGGGUCGCAGAAUUUGUAUAGGAAAAACCAUGGCAAUCGCAUCGCUGAAAGUUACUAUGGCUCACAUAUUUCGAAACUAUAUAAUUCAUGGCGAACAGAGAAAUUUGAAAUUAAAAUAUGAAGUUACGCUGAAAGCUGUUUCCGGACAUCAUAUAACAAUUGAGAGAAGGACUAAAAAUAAAUGAUAAUUAUUACAACAAUGAUUGAAGCGACGUUGAAGUAAGAUUGAAAAAUUAAACAAAAUCUAUUGAUUAUGUUUUUCGUAAUGUAAUACGUAAAUGAUUUAUAGUAACAUUUAAAGUUGCAUAUUUUGUUUAUUUGUGUCUUUGUAUUGUUAUAACGUUUUUCCAAAGAUUAAUUUGAAAUUAAAUCAGUUCUAAUACCGAGAAUCGAAUACCUUCAGUUUUUUUUUAAUUAUUAUUAAGUUGUUUAAUUUUAGUUGAUAAAACUGUAGUGUGAUUUAUAAUUUGAAAUCGAUUGAACAUUGCAAAUUAUAACUCACAAAGUGAGACAAUUUAUGUUUGUUAUAACUCACAAAGUGAGACAAGUUAUCAUUUAAAAGUUUAACAAAAACUUUAUCUUUAUGAUUCGCUGUCUUGACUUGACUCACCUUAAUUGAAACGGCAUUCUCUCUUGGAAGCCGGAAGUCGUGUGUUAAAUUCCACCAGGCGUGUUUUAAAAAAUUGCACGUUGGAUAUAAUCUAAGUUGAUAAAAUGUUGAGACUCCUUGCAAAAGAUCUAUAAAAACUUGAUUAAUUUAAAGCAUUCAUUUCAGAUUCACGACACUUAGCCAUAUGGUAAAAUUUUGAGUACGUAACUUUGUAUUUAAGACGUAGAAACGGACUUUUCAAUGAAAUUAAUAUUUAAACCAUAAAAGCCAAUAUAACAAAUAUUAAUGUAAAGCCUUAGUCCGAUUUUGAUAUUACUGUAUAAUGUGCGUAAAAGCAACAAAUAAAUAUUUGUAUUAGCAGCUUGAUUUAAAAUAAAAACUGUGUUCUUAUUGUAAUUGUUAUUUUGACAUUUAAUGAAGAUAUAAUUUAAUUAUUAUUUACAACAUGGUGAAAAGUAUUUUAUAAUUUAAAAAUUAUAAUCCAUGUUCUGUCCUAUUUGACCCUAUCAUAGUUUUCCGAUGUAUAAAGUCGAAGGAGAAAUAAUAGUAUGCUGAUGUGAAAUUACUUAAGCCAAGU
Molecule: messenger RNA, 2994 nt
Organism: Danaus plexippus (monarch butterfly)
Lineage: Eukaryota; Metazoa; Arthropoda; Insecta; Lepidoptera; Nymphalidae
Product: cytochrome P450 4V2-like
Exons: 14
Coding region: 73-1992 (639 amino acids)
Molecular function (GO): oxidoreductase activity, acting on paired donors, with incorporation or reduction of molecular oxygen; iron ion binding; heme binding
Source: RefSeq, a predicted model, not a curated record